Molecule: messenger RNA, 984 nt
Organism: Amorphotheca resinae ATCC 22711
Lineage: Eukaryota; Fungi; Ascomycota; Leotiomycetes; Helotiales; Amorphothecaceae
Exons: 5
Coding region: 1-984 (327 amino acids)
Molecular function (GO): nucleic acid binding
Source: RefSeq, a predicted model, not a curated record
AUGCACAAAAUUCUGCUCAGCUUCAUACCCACAGCGCUCAACGAUCUCAUAAAGAAAAAUCACGUCAUUGAUCGUGAGGUUCCCCCGAUGAGUCUGAAUAUGGCCUGCCCAAGUUCCGCUCAUCCAAGCAGACAGUUUGCCUUGGCAAGGACCCAGCUUGCCUUCACGGCAUCGCACCACUCCGCGGCAAAUGGACAGUCAGAGCGGACCAAUCAGAUAUUCACCUACGCCCUCCGCUGCGCUCUUGGGGGGAGAUACGACCAGUCCACAUGGGAAGAACUUCUGCCAUAUGUCCAGCUAUGUUGGGACACGCAACACGUGACCCACAAACACCAAACCCUAUUGUAUCUAGACUCUCCCUCUCCUCCUGAGAAGAAUAGACCAAACGUACCCAUCAACUGUAGCCAUACAAAGUCUAAACAUGACCUGCCCGAGUUCCGCUCAUCAAACAAGACUUGGAUGACUAGUGACACAGUGUUCGCCGAAAACACUUGGUCCAGCACUACAACACGUUUCCGGCACUAUAUUUACAAGACUGCCGAGAACCACCUCUCGUAUACCUCGACAGAAGAAGACACCUACAAAGUAUUCGAGCACGAGGUCGAUAAAAUCACCUACUAUGCACACUUGAUCGCCCCCGAGAGUGCCAGCGCCAUCCCAUCCCCCGCCCGGGCCAGAGCCAGCAACCUGGAGGCCGAAGUUGCACCGGGAGGGGACCUGAGGGACUGGGCGCAACACAGAGCGGACCUCAGGUCAGAAGCUGCAGACGCGGUCAAGCUGGCACAAGCCAGAAUGAAGCUCUAUUACGACAAAGACCACUCACCGCUAAAGUUCGGGGACCGAGCUUACCUGCGGUUAAGUAAGAAGAGUGAGAGGGGAUAUCACCUUCAGAACCAGACUAAGCUGUCGUUCAUAGAAGCAGGUCUGUUUGAUAUCGUCUUUGCCUAUAGACCCCUGGCACUUGAGUUACGCCUGCCUGACUAG